Alosa sapidissima (American shad) is the source of this 3302-nucleotide messenger RNA. RefSeq names its product sodium- and chloride-dependent creatine transporter 1. Gene Ontology annotation, biological process: sodium ion transmembrane transport. Gene Ontology annotation, cellular component: membrane. The transcript is spliced from 14 exons. The record is from RefSeq and is a predicted model, not a curated record. Lineage: Eukaryota; Metazoa; Chordata; Actinopteri; Clupeiformes; Clupeidae. The coding region runs from base 564 to 2675 and encodes 703 amino acids.
CAAUUUAACAGCAAUGUAGAUUUAAAACCGUGCGGUGGAACGCUCCUCGAUUGGCCAAUCACAAACCUAGAACUUGCGCAAGUAGGGGGGCGCUCCGGCGACUCGACGGCGCUUUAGUCGACGAUGUGAGGCUUACAUUCCCACCGAUGAAGCGAGACAGUUGCGACGUGCAUCACGUCCAUCUCUCAGAUACACCUGAUUAAUCAACAAAGAACAGCGGACACCUCAAGACUUAUUAUCACUUUCCUUUAACCUUCAUCCAUGCGAUUCUUCAGGCUUACCUUCAAGUGCUUUGUCGACUGCUUCUGAGUCCCACGUUUCCAACGUCUGUCUGCGACGCAUUGAAAAUAACCCAUAUUGGAUUGUAACCUGACAGAUUCUGAAAUAUAGCCGACGAUCAAUUUAUACCCUAUCCUAAGACGACAGUUACCACCCAGAGAAAACGUUAGCCAACCUAAAACUGAAGAACUGAAAAACGCGUCAGUUUCUGAGACGCUAACAAUCAUUCCAUUCAUUAAAUCAUUGGACUAAACGUUAGCCCUACGCUAUUUAAUCAGCGCAACAUGUCGCCUGAAGUGGGGGAGCAAAUACCAAGGGAUGUUGGGUUCUCCAAGGUAGAGGGGAUGGAGAUGGGUGCUGAUGAGGAUGAGGAGGGGGAGCUCGGCCACCCAUUGGUCACCGGGCUGGGCUUAUGCGCCAGCGAUGCAUGUGACAAUGGCCCGGGGACGGCGGCGGUGGCGAUCCCUGUCCACUCCAUGUGCACAUGCGGAGGCGGAGGUGGCGUGUGCGUCUGUGAGGGCCCAGGUUGCCCUCUGGCUCAGGCGGACCGGCAGACAUGGAGCAGACAGAUGGACUUCAUCAUGUCCUGCGUGGGAUUCGCCGUCGGCCUCGGCAACGUCUGGAGGUUCCCCUACCUCUGCUACAAGAACGGAGGAGGUGUGUUCCUGAUCCCAUAUGCUCUGAUGGUGUUUGUCGGGGGUAUUCCUGUGUUCUUCCUGGAGAUCGCCCUGGGCCAGUUCAUGAAGCAGGGAGGUGUCUCGGCCUGGAACAUCGCCCCUCUCUUUAAAGGGCUGGGCUUGGCCUCCAUGGUCAUUGUGUUCUUCUGCAACACCUACUACAUCAUGAUCCUGGUGUGGGGACUCUACUUCCUGCUGCACUCGUUCACCUCGCCGCUGCCCUGGGCCUCGUGCGGCCACCCCUGGAACACGCCCAACUGCACGCAGGACUUCCGUCGCGCCUGCUACAACCACACGCUGGCCCUGCUCAACUCCUCUUCCUCCUUCUCAGUCUCGUCCACUUCCUCUUCUCCGUCCUCCCUUCCUGUGUCCUCCGCAGCAAACAUCACCGCCCUAGGGGUCGGGAAUGGGAGCUGUGUAGAGAUGGAGGGCAUGCGUUCGCCCGUCAUGGAAUUCUGGGAACGGAAUGUGCUGCGUCUGUCACGGGGGCUGGAUGAUGUGGGUGACAUCAGUGGUCACAUGGUGCUUUGUCUGAUUGCCACAUGGGUCAUCGUCUACUUCUGUAUCUGGAAGGGUGUGAAAUCCACUGGCAAGGUGGUUUAUUUCACAGCGCUGUUUCCCUACCUGGUGCUUGUAGUCUUGUUUGUGCAUGGUGUGUCUUUGCCUGGAGCUGUGGAUGGGAUUGUAUACUACCUGAAACCAGACUGGAGCAAACUGACUGAAGCACAGGUAUGGAUUGAUGCUGGAACCCAAAUCUUCUUCUCAUAUGCUAUUGGACUUGGAGCCCUCACUGCUUUGGGUAGCUACAAUCGCUUCAACAACAACUGCUACCAGGAUGCCUUUGUCCUGGCCCUCAUUAACAGUGGGACCAGCUUCUUUGCGGGGUUCGUGGUGUUUUCUGUGCUGGGCUUCAUGGCUGCAGAGCAGGGAGUGGAUAUCAGCCGUGUAGCCGAGAGCGGUCCUGGCCUUGCGUUUAUCGCCUACCCUAAAGCGGUGACUCUGAUGCCACUGGCUCCGCUGUGGGCCGUGCUCUUCUUCUUCAUGCUCCUGGUGCUAGGACUGGACAGCCAGUUUGUUGGGGUGGAGGGUUUCAUCACUGGUCUGAUGGACAUGCUGCCUCCUAAGUCAAUGCUGGGACGCCUGCGGCGUGAGGUCAUCGUAGCGAUAUGCUGCGCCAUCUGCUUCGUCAUCGACCUCUCCAUGGUGACGCAGGGAGGGAUGUAUGUGUUCCAGCUGUUUGACUACUACUCGGCCAGUGGGAUGACCCUGCUGUGGCAGGCCUUCUGGGAGUGCGUGGUUGUGGCCUGGGUCUACGGAGCUGAUCGUUUCAUGGAUGACGUGGCGCGGAUGAUUGGCUAUCAUCCUCUGCCCUACAUGAAGUGGUGCUGGUCGUACUUCACACCCAUAGUGUGCAUGACAAUUUUCAUGUUCCACGUGGUGAACUACAAGCGGCUGGUGUAUAACGGGGUGUAUACGUAUCCCUGGUGGGGCGAGGCCAUAGGCUGGGGUCUGGCUCUGUCCUCCAUGCUCUGCAUUCCUCUCACCGUCCUCUACAAACUGCUCCACUGCAAAGGCUCUCUCCCAGAGCGUUGGCAACACUUGACAACGCCCAUCUGGGGGCGUCAUCACCUGGAGUUCCUCCCACCUGAAAACGAGACCAAACUACUGCCCAACUCAGAGCAGAGCAAAAACACACUCCUGUAUGAGACUGUCAUUUAACACUAACACACACACACACUCACCUAUGUCCAUGGUCCGAUCCUGAUGAGGUCUCCAAGACUACCACACACCACUCUUGACUUGUGCUUGAGUGAGGAUAUGUCCAGUGUCCAACUACCCACACACACACACGCGCGCACACACACACACACAAAAAAAUAUCCCAUCGUAUUGCCACUUAUCUGUUGUCCAUUUACAAGAGCAUAAAUAUCCAUCCCUGAGGGAUGAGACUGAAGCUUCUCUCCAUCUCAGUAUUGCAUUAGUGUUACUCUUCUUCCAAACAUCUCUCUCGCUCGCUCUCUCUCUCUCUCUCUCCACUCUUUUCACUGCCAUCCAUAAAGACACUGUAAACAGAACAGUUACUAUUCUAUCAUCUCCUUUAAUUCAACCAAAAAGAAAGCAUACAGCAGUCAAAACGGUGACCAAAGCCCUGCCCAUGCCCGUUGGUUGGUGGGUUGGACUGUGGGUUUUCUGGUAAGGUCCAUGUGAGCUGUGUGUGUCCGGUGUUGUGUUGUGUGUGUCCGUAUCAGUAUUGAUCCCAUGUGGUCCCACUGUGUUGUGAUCAGCCUGGGAGGGGGCCAGCAGGCUGAGUCAUACAAAAGUCAUUAAAUGAUUUCAUGGAUUUGG